Molecule: messenger RNA, 525 nt
Organism: Phycomyces blakesleeanus NRRL 1555(-)
Lineage: Eukaryota; Fungi; Mucoromycota; Mucoromycetes; Mucorales; Phycomycetaceae
Exons: 1
Coding region: 1-525 (174 amino acids)
Molecular function (GO): nucleic acid binding
Source: RefSeq, a predicted model, not a curated record
AUGGACCCACAGACAAACAUUACUACAUGGGAUGAACACUUGAAUGAAUUCCAACUAGCCUACAACUCUAGUCCUCACGAUUCAACGAAGCUCUCUCUUUUCUCAGCUGUCUUUGGUCGUGAAGCCCAUGUCCUAGCACAACACGACCUUGGUGUCAAACCUGUCUCUCUUGUUGGCUAUCACUCUUCCAUCAAGGAAAUGCUUUCUCACGCGCACAGCCUCAUUCAGCUAGAAAAUCUUCGUUCACAAGCAGGAAAUGCCAUCACCUAUAAUCAACAUUGUACAGCACCUAACUUCGUCAUUGGCAAUCAAGUUCUCAUUAAGUUUCCCAUACUAUCAAAUGCCGCUGCCGGCCGCUCAGCAAAACUGUCUCCUUCAUUGCAUGGCCCUUUUCUAGUGGUCAGAUCUAUUGGUGCUGAUCGUUUUGAUCUUUUAGAUCCUGUCUCCAAUAAGAAGCACACAAAUAUCCACUCGGAAUGGUUGAAGAAAUACUCAUUUAGAAAUGAAGACAUUUCCUCUUCUUAA